Labeo rohita (rohu) is the source of this 1985-nucleotide messenger RNA. RefSeq names its product MAX dimerization protein 3 (gene mxd3). The coding region runs from base 113 to 712 and encodes 199 amino acids. Gene Ontology annotation, biological process: regulation of transcription by RNA polymerase II. The record is from RefSeq and is a predicted model, not a curated record. The transcript is spliced from 6 exons. Gene Ontology annotation, molecular function: protein dimerization activity; DNA-binding transcription factor activity, RNA polymerase II-specific; RNA polymerase II cis-regulatory region sequence-specific DNA binding. NCBI's taxonomy places the organism in Eukaryota, Metazoa, Chordata, Actinopteri, Cypriniformes, Cyprinidae.
GUGAUGCGUCUGACGCGUAUGACGUGGCGAGCUGGAUCAGCCGAACUCUCCUCUACACUUCAAUAGAACAGUGUCGCUCUUGGUGCUUUCAAAAUAACAUUGUUUGUCAGAAAUGGAGGUAAAUGCGUGCAACAUUCAAGUGCUUCUGCAGGCAGCUGAAUAUUUGGAGCGGAGGGAAAGAGAGGCCGAGCACGGUUAUGCCUCAGUGCUUCCAUUCUACAGUAAAGGAGUUACAGAUAAGAGAAAAAAGCAGAAAUCAAAGGGUCAUUCGCCUGGGAACAGCAGGUCUGUUCACAAUGAGUUGGAGAAACACAGGAGAGCUCAGUUAAAACAUUGUUUGGAGCAGCUGAAGCAGCAGGUUCCUCUGUCCUCGGAUUCAGCUAGAAACACAACCCUCAAUCUGCUCAGACAAGCACAGCUGCACAUCAAGAAGCUGCAGGAACAGGAUGAGCGUGCUGAGCUCCUGAAGGAUCGUCUGCGCUGGGAGCAGAGAGAACUGCGCACACGGCUGGAGAAACUGCAGGGCGGUUCAGAGAGGAUGCGUAACGACAGCCUUGGCUCAGCUGUGUCCUCUGAGAGAUCCGACUCUGAGAGAGAGGACGUUGAAAUCGAUGUGGAGAGCAUGGUGUGGACUCUGGAGUCAGAUGGUCUGGGCUCGUCACAUGCUGGGGUGGACCACAGCUACUCUACCUCUGAUCACGCCUGGUUAUGACCAUCCCAGAUCUGCAAAUGUCACCGAACGGUAUAAAGUGGAUGGAGGGACUAGAGAGAAAAUGUUUGAUGGGCUUCACCAUUGUCACCACAGAACAGCCUUAUGUUGCUGACGCUCCGAAACCAUCAGCCGCAAACAACUUCUAAGCAUGACUGGAAUUUAUUUUGUAUAGUGUAUUCUUUACACUAAUGGCAUUAUGGUGCUCUAGUAUGCUAUACACUCGUGAGAUUCAAGUGUAACAAGUUUGGUGAUGCUUAUUUCCACAGAUUUUUUUUGUUUUUUUCUGGAUUAGUUAUGAUCACAUUGUACACGCUAGUCGUUUUCUAUCCAGCUAAUGAGCUUAACUUUAGGGUCAGCCUGCAGUACACAUUGGCUUGCACUUAAAUCUUUAAUAUCAAGCUUAUUUAAUUCUGUUUUCAAAGUCGUCGAGUUUUGAUACAUUGCACAAAGCAUACGCAUGAGCACUUGUGAUGUCUUUUUAGAUGUGUGUUGUUCCUUUCAGGUUUGCUAAUGUGUGAAAUUGCAGAUCAUGUCAGUGCAUUUUUUUUUUUUACUUUUAAUAUUGCUUUUUUUUCUAAUUGGAAGGCUAUUUCAAAGGUUGUGCUGCAAUAGGAAAGGAUGCUUUAUGGGUAAAGGUACAGUUGGGUUUGAAAUGAUUCUUGUUGAACUGCUAUCUGUAUCAUCUUGACAUUUAAUUUUGUAUUUUAUACUGUUUUGGUCCUGUGCUUUGGUUCACUCCAGAGAAUCAAAGUUGGUGCUAUUUAAACAUCCAACAAGAAGCUAUGAUGUUGAGCCCUAAGCAAGAAGCCUGAAAAACAGAAAAUAGUUAGGUUAUUUUUUUUAUUAUUAUUUGUACAGUGGAUUUCAGCAGUUUAAACCCUUUCCCCCUAAGAUGCGUUAGUCUGCUCAUGUGAAAUUGUUUUUUUUUAAUGCAUACCUUUAAACUGCAAUUCAGUAUGUUGGUAGUAUUGACAAAAUACAUGGGCUGUAUUUGCGAACUGUUCAGUAUCUGCUCACAUCAGUCAUUUAUGCAAACUAUUAUGAACAUGCCUUUGUUUUUAAAUGUUUGUACAGUAAUUGUGUUCAUGUACACAGCAAAAUGUACAUUGUAUAUACAGUUCUGAUCACCAAAUGCCUUAUGAACUAUUCGUAUGUCAUUGGACCAGGAACACCUUUGUAUUUAUGUCUCUCCUUGUACUCAUAUGUAGCAUUUUAUUAUUUUUUACCAACAUAAGCCUUUUGUACAAAUAAAUAUUUUAUGUAUUUAAUCUGA